AAAGACUUAUUUCAUUUCCCCUGAAUAUUAGCUAGGGAGGUGUUAACGUUAAAUCGCACGGGGCAUUUAGAAGCAGUGAACGACGAUUUUAUUGCAGUUUUGCAUCCCCAGUAAAUUUACAGGGUCUGUGGUCAGCACAAACAUGUCGCACACAAUUUUGCUUGUCCAACCUACGAAGAGACCUGAGGGCCGCACAUAUGCUGACUAUGAGUCAGUGAAUGAAUGCAUGGAAGGUGUUUGCAAAAUGUAUGAAGAGCAUCUGAAGAGGAUGAAUCCAAACAGUCCCUCCAUCACUUAUGACAUCAGCCAGUUGUUUGACUUUAUUGACGACUUGGCAGAUCUUAGCUGUCUUGUGUACAGAGCUGACACUCAAACAUACCAACCAUACAAUAAAGACUGGAUCAAGGAGAAGAUUUAUGUCCUGCUACGGCGUCAGGCUCAGCAAGCAACAAAGUAAAGGCAUCAAUGAGGAGAUGUUCUUCUCUGCUCACUUUGAAGGAGUUUACUAUACAUUGGAAAAGGAAGCGGUUUGAAAUAUGGGGUAAAGUCAGACAUUUUGGGCUUUAUAUAGAAAUGGAGUUGUGCUUGGCAGCAUAGGUAUAUUUUUAAUUUGUUACACUAUGGUGAGAAUAGGGGUUAAUGGCUGCAAGGGCUAACUUAUUGAUGGAGAGGAAUCCCUGCUUGGAGAAAUGCUCACCAGACAAGAUACAAUUUUUUAACUUUUAUUUUAUUUGGGUGAGGGGUUAAGUAGUUUAUUUCCCUGAAAGUUAUGUGAUGUUUUUUUUUAUAUAUACCUGUACUGUGCAGUUGGAUUAGAACAUGCUGUGGAUUUUAAAUGCAGGUGAUAUAUUUUUGAAUGACAUGAAUGUCUAAAGACUGACGGACCCAUUAUUUUAACUGAUCCCCGAAGAUUUAUUUUCCAUAAGUCAUCUAUUAUUACUGUUGUUACUGUAGCCUUGCAUCUUGAUGUAAAAUGCUGCUUUUGUAAACAUUUUGUUUUCAGUAGAAUCUAAUUUCAGCUAUCCCUGUUGCUUUUUUUUUUGUUGUUGUUGUUGUUUGAUUUACACAGAAUAAACUGUUGUUUUCUGA
Messenger RNA from Chelmon rostratus (copperband butterflyfish), 1089 nucleotides. It is a transcript of the gene erh, whose product is annotated as ERH mRNA splicing and mitosis factor. NCBI's taxonomy places the organism in Eukaryota, Metazoa, Chordata, Actinopteri, Chaetodontiformes, Chaetodontidae. The coding region runs from base 143 to 457 and encodes 104 amino acids. The transcript is spliced from 4 exons. The record is from RefSeq and is a predicted model, not a curated record.